AUGUCUUCUCAAUACCCUGACUACAAUUACCCCGACUCUGACCGUAUGCAGCAGCGCGAGAGGUCUCGUUCGCCCCGUCGUCGUCCUUCUCGCAGUCCCCGACGAACCCGUCGCUCUUACUCGCCGCGCAGUCGCUCUCGUAGCCGUGACGAUUACCGUCGCAGUGAUCGCGAUCGCCGUUCUCGUUCUCCGUUGAGUGCUUCUGGUGCUGCUGGACCGUCGGGCUCUCCCUACGGUGGACGCAGUAGUUACGCGCCGGGUCGAAACUUUGAGGAUCGUUCUGCCGCUAAAGAAAAUAUGAUGCAAUCCGUCCGCGACUCGUCCCAACAAGACCGCCGGGUCUAUGUCGGCAACCUUUCAUACGAUGUGAAAUGGCACCACUUGAAAGAUUUUAUGCGACAGGCUGGAGAAGUUCUCUUUGCCGAUGUUUUACUUCUUCCAAAUGGAAUGUCGAAGGGAUGCGGGAUUGUGGAAUACGCUACGAGGGAGCAAGCACAAAACGCAGUCAACACGCUUAGCAACCAAAACUUGAUGGGCCGCCUCGUUUACGUCCGCGAAGAUCGUGAGGCCGAGCCUCGUUUCAUCGGUGGUCCUCCCCGCGGCGACUUUGGCGGUGGUGGCCGCGGUGGCUUCGGUGGUGGAUUUGGCGGCGCCCCCGGUGGUGGUGGUGGUGGUGGCCGUCAACUCUAUGUGUCGAACCUUCCAUUCAAUGUUGGCUGGCAAGACUUGAAGGAUCUGUUCCGCCAAGCUGCCCAGCAGGGUGCCGUUAUCCGUGCCGAUGUGCACACCGACCCAACCGGUCGUCCCAAGGGCUCCGGUAUCGUUGCCUUUGAGUCUCCGGAUGAUGCACGCAACGCCAUUGCGCAGUUCAACGGUUACGAAUGGCAGGGUCGUCCUUUGGAGGUUCGUGAGGACCGCUUCGCUGGCGGUGGCCCCGGUUUCGGUGGCCGUGGUGGUUUCGGCGGCGGCUUUGGUGGCCGCGGUGGCUUCCCUGGAGGUGGCCGUGGCGGCUUUGGCGGUCGCGGCGGAUUCGGCGGUGGCUUUGGCGGCCGUGGUGGAUUCGCUGGGGGUGCUCCUGGUGGUGGCUUUAGCGGUGGUGGUUUUGAGAACCCCGUUGCCUCGGUCCCCCCGAACCCUUUCACCGACUUUGCAACCUCUGGCGGCGAUAAGAGCGGUGUUAUCUACGUUCGCAACCUGCCCUGGUCUACUUGCAAUGAGGACUUGAUCGAUCUGUUCUCCACGAUUGGUAAGGUCGAUCGUGCCGAGAUCCAGUACGAGCCUAAUGGCCGCUCCCGCGGCACUGGCGUCGUUGAAUUCGAUAGCCCCGAUACUGCAGAGACUGCGAUUUCCAAGUUCACUGGCUACCAGUACGGAGGUCGUCCUCUUGGAAUUACUUUUGUCAAGUAUCUGAAUGCCGGCGGCGCCCCUGCUGAUAUGAUGGAGGGAGCCGAGCCAACAGACCACAUCACUCAGGAUCAGAUCAUGUAA
Molecule: messenger RNA, 1488 nt
Organism: Penicillium cataractarum
Lineage: Eukaryota; Fungi; Ascomycota; Eurotiomycetes; Eurotiales; Aspergillaceae
Exons: 9
Coding region: 1-1488 (495 amino acids)
Cellular component (GO): cytoplasm; nucleus
Molecular function (GO): mRNA binding
Source: RefSeq, a predicted model, not a curated record